Messenger RNA from Desarmillaria tabescens, 1545 nucleotides. Its product is annotated as kinase-like domain-containing protein. Bases 235 to 1323 code for a protein of 362 amino acids. NCBI's taxonomy places the organism in Eukaryota, Fungi, Basidiomycota, Agaricomycetes, Agaricales, Physalacriaceae. The transcript has 8 exons. The record is from RefSeq and is a predicted model, not a curated record. Gene Ontology annotation, biological process: regulation of cell cycle; regulation of transcription by RNA polymerase III; regulation of transcription by RNA polymerase I. Gene Ontology annotation, molecular function: ATP binding; protein serine/threonine kinase activity. Gene Ontology annotation, cellular component: nucleus; cytosol; protein kinase CK2 complex.
CGACGAAUAACAACAGCGGACGAUUUCGCCCAUGCACCUUUUUUUACAGGGCUAGGCUCCAUGAAUUGCCUUGCAUCCAUUGACACAGAAGCAUGGUACGCGGGGGAACUGAGGUAGACUACGUCUUUGGGCCAAUGGGGAGGCGGUGACCUGGACAUCACCGUGGGAAUAUCUAAGGGCGGACCUCAUUGCUGCAACGCAUCAGCUCACUUUCCUUCUUCCUCCGUCAUCUUAAUGGGUCGUUCAUCGACCAAAUCGGUUGCUCGAGUAUACGCCGACGUCAAUGCGAAACUUGGCCCUUCAUGGCACGAAUAUGGUGCGCAAGGCUGGCCUCGAACUUUGCUGCUGUUAUUCCUGACAUCGCUCUGUUUCAUAGACAACCUACAGGUCCAAUGGGGCUCUCAAGAUCACUAUGAAAUCGUUCGGAAAGUGGGUCGGGGAAAGUAUUCGGAGGUGUUCGAAGGCAUCAAUGUCGUGACAGAAGAAAAGUGCAUCGUCAAGGUCCUAAAACCCGUGAAAAAGAAGAAAAUCAAGCGAGAAAUCAAGAUCUUACAAAACCUGGCCGGAGGGCCCAAUGUCGUCGCGCUUUUGGAUGUCGUUCGAGAUCAAGCCUCCAAGAUACCAAGUCUAAUCACAGAAUACGUCCACAACGUUGAUUUCAAAGUUCUCUAUCCCCGUUUCUCCGACUACGACGUCCGUUUCUAUAUGUAUGAGCUGCUAAAAGCUCUAGAUUUCUGCCAUUCGAAGGGCAUCAUGCACCGAGAUGUAAAGCCGCACAAUGUCAUGAUAGAUCAUGAGCUUCGCAAGUUGCGGCUCAUCGAUUGGGGUCUUGCAGAGUUCUACCAUCCGAAAACUGAAUACAAUGUCAGGGUUGCUUCCCGCUACUUCAAGGGUCCUGAGCUACUCGUUGACUUCCAAGAGUACGACUAUAGUCUAGACAUGUGGAGUUACGGGUGUAUGUUUGCUUCAAUGAUCUUCCGCAAGGAACCAUUCUUCCACGGUCACGACAACUACGAUCAACUAGUCAAGAUUGCUAAAGUGCUAGGCACUGACGAAUUGUUUGCUUAUAUCGACAAGUAUCACAUCCGCCUGGAUGCCCAGUAUGACGAGAUCCUUGGCCGGUAUCCUAGAAAACCGUGGACGCGAUUUAUAACAUCAGAAAAUCAGCGCUAUAUUUCGAAUGAGGCUAUCGACCUGUUGGACAAGUUGCUGCGAUAUGACCAUCAGGAUCGUCUGACCGCCCGCGAGGCACAACAACAGCCCUACUUCCUACCUAUACGACAAAAGGAAGCUGCCGGGAACGAUUCAGCUGUAUCAGAAUGAUUGCUGCUCCAAUACGCUCUAUCUCUGUUGUUUCUGCUUAUGUAUAUAGAUCGUUCUAAAUUUUGCCUCUUUGUAUCUCCCCUUCUGGCAUCGGAUGUCAUGCCGAUGUCAAUGUCUCUUGGAUAUUCUGCCUGCCACGCACAAGUGAUUUCUAGUACAACUGAAAACCACAUGCACUGACUACCUAUUCUAACCUAAGAAGCUCACACUCUAAUCUUGCAC